CACAUGACAGAGCAAUAUGGCGGCCGCCAAGCGGGUUUUAUAUGUUGGAGGACUGGCCGAGGAGGUGGAUGAGAAGAUCCUGCAUGCAGCCUUCAUCCCAUUUGGAGAUAUUACAGACAUACAGAUCCCUCUGGACUAUGAGACAGAAAAGCACAGAGGAUUUGCUUUUGUGGAGUUUGAGCUUCCAGAGGAUGCUGCCGCAGCUAUUGAUAACAUGAAUGAAUCAGAAUUAUUUGGAAGAACAAUACGAGUGAAUUUGGCAAAACCUAUGCGUUUGAAGGAAGGUUCUUCUAAAGCAGUGUGGUCUGACGAUGACUGGCUCAAGAGAUUCUCUGGGAAAACUCUAGAAGAGAAUGAAGAAGCUGAGGGGACAGAAGCGCCCAAAGCAGCAGCAGAGGAGGGAGAGCCGCCUGCUAAAAAAGUUAGAGCCAAUCCUCAAGUUUACAUGGACAUCAAAAUUGGAAACAAGCCUGCUGGGCGUAUUAGGUUUUUACUGCGUGCUGAUGUUGUUCCAAUGACAGUAGAAAACUUUCGCUGCCUCUGCACUCAUGAAAAGGGAUUUGGUUUCAAAGGUAGCAGCUUCCACAGAGUCAUCCCACAGUUCAUGUGUCAGGCAGGAGACUUCACAAACCACAAUGGUACAGGAGGGAAAUCUAUCUAUGGAAGGAAGUUUGAUGAUGAGAACUUCAUUCUGAAACACACAGAACCAGGUUUGCUUUCUAUGGCAAAUUCUGGUCCCAAUACAAAUGGCUCCCAGUUCUAUAUCACAUGUGACAAGACAGAUUGGCUUGAUGGGAAACAUGUAGUGUUUGGAGAAGUGAUGGAGGGAAUGGAUGUGGUGCGUCAGAUUGAGGCACAAGGAAACAAAGAUGGAAAGCCUAAACAGAAAGUCAUUAUCUCAGAUUGUGGAGAAUACGUAUGACAUUGGACACUUUCUUUUAAAAUGAGCUUCUGCUUU
Molecule: messenger RNA, 958 nt
Organism: Nanorana parkeri
Lineage: Eukaryota; Metazoa; Chordata; Amphibia; Anura; Dicroglossidae
Gene: PPIE
Product: peptidylprolyl isomerase E
Exons: 10
Coding region: 17-922 (301 amino acids)
Biological process (GO): protein peptidyl-prolyl isomerization; protein folding
Cellular component (GO): intracellular membrane-bounded organelle
Molecular function (GO): RNA binding; peptidyl-prolyl cis-trans isomerase activity
Source: RefSeq, a predicted model, not a curated record